This is a messenger RNA of Pelmatolapia mariae (spotted tilapia), 1701 nucleotides long. RefSeq names its product heat shock 70 kDa protein 12A-like. The transcript is spliced from 4 exons. The coding region runs from base 1 to 1701 and encodes 566 amino acids. NCBI's taxonomy places the organism in Eukaryota, Metazoa, Chordata, Actinopteri, Cichliformes, Cichlidae. Gene Ontology annotation, molecular function: ATP binding; ATP-dependent protein folding chaperone. The record is from RefSeq and is a predicted model, not a curated record.
AUGGGUGACUCAUACAUUAUAGCAAUAGACUUUGGCACUGCAUACAGUGGUUAUGCCUACACUGUAGCUCCCAAAGAGGAACAACUUGAUCCCAUUUUGAAGAAGUGGGGGAAAGAACAUCGAUUUGAUACACCAAAGACUCCAACCUGCAUUCUGCUCAAUGAACAUGAAGAAUUUCUCAGUUUCGGUUAUGAUGCAAAAAAAAUCUAUAUUAACUUGCGUGGAGAAGCGGCAAAAGCACACUACUUCUUUGAAAACUUCAAAAUGGACAUCUAUGACUCAAAAAUCAGCAGAGAUGUGAUGAUUAAAGCUGCAAAUGGCAAAUCAGUUCCAGCCAUGAAGGUGUUCACAGAAUCACUGAGAUACCUGAAAGAAGAUGCACUGGAAACCAUUAGUGGCAAAACUAAGAGGGAGUUCAUAGCCUCUGACUUCACUUGGGUGCUGACUGUACCUGCCAUCUGGGAUCCUUCAGCAAAGCAGUUCAUGAGAGAAGCUGCAACUCAGGCAGGGAUUGUUACAGAAGAAAGUCAGACAAAGCUGGUCAUCGCACUGGAACCAGAGGCAGCCUCAGUCUGGUGCAAGAAGCUUCCAGCUGAUGGCUUCAUCACUCAGAACCAUGAUGGAGGAUCACUGGAUCAGUCUCCAGGAACACACUACAUGGUGGUGGACUGUGGAGGUGGAACAAUUGACAUCACUGUUCAUGAAGUCCUGGAUGGAGGAGGACUAAAGGAGCUGCAAAAGGCCUCAGGAAAUAAUCUGGGGGGACAAAAUGUCGACAGAAAAUACAAACAGUUCCUCAGAGAAAUCUUCUGUGAUGGUGUCUGGGAUCAAUAUGAAGAAAACUUUCCAAGUGACGUUCAGAAAAUGAUGCAUGACUUUAUGUAUCUCAAACAGGUAGAUGAUGAUAUUCAGGUGACCUGCCCAUUUACUCUGGGAACAUUGGCUCAGAAAAGUCAGGAAAUAGAAAGGUUCUUCGAAUCAGUGCAAGGUGCUUCUUGGGAUGAAGGAGCAAUCAGAAUCUCCAAAGAGACACUGAGGUCUUUCUUUGCUGAGAGUCUUGAGGGCAUCACUGACAGUCUCCGGCAAAUCUUGAACAAAGAUCUAAGUGUUGAGUACAUUUUGUUAGUUGGGGGCUACGCUGAAAGCCAGAUUCUACGUCAACACGUUAUUGAUCAGUUUGGUGAUCAGUGUAAAGUUCUGUGUCCUUUUAGACCACAAGAAGCAAUCGUGAAGGGAGCUGUAAAGUUUGGAAGAAACCCUGGGCUGGUGGCAUCUCGAAAAAGUGCCUUUACUUACGGAGUUUCUGUUUAUGAGAAGUUUGACCCAUCAAAGCAUAAGAAAGACAAGAAAUUCACAAACAAAGAGGGUGAGUGGUGUAAAGACAUUUUUAUGAAACUGGUGGAAGAAGGUGAAGAUGUGAAAUGGAAUGAAACAAGAAAUCAUAUUUUAUAUCCACUAGAGAGAGAUCAGAGAGUGGUAAACUUCACAUUUUACUGCACAGAAAGAAAAAUGCUCAUGUAUGUAGAUGACUGGGGAGUAGAGGUAGUUGGAUCUUUCGUUGUUGACAUGCCUGAUACUGUACAAGGCAGGAGGUGUGAAGUCAAACUGGAAAUUAAGUUUGGUGCCACAGAGAUAACAGCCACAGGCUUUGUGUCUGGGUCAAAAAAUUCUGUCAAGAUUGACUUUAUGACCAAAGCAUGA